Messenger RNA from Cephus cinctus (wheat stem sawfly), 1187 nucleotides. RefSeq names its product sarcoplasmic calcium-binding protein 1 (gene Scp1). The record is from RefSeq and is a predicted model, not a curated record. Gene Ontology annotation, molecular function: calcium ion binding. NCBI's taxonomy places the organism in Eukaryota, Metazoa, Arthropoda, Insecta, Hymenoptera, Cephidae. The transcript has 5 exons. Bases 300 to 890 code for a protein of 196 amino acids.
CCAAGUAAACUCGCGUAAACGAGUGACGAGUAGUUGGGCGUUCGGGCAUGCCUCCCAAUUUCGAGCACGGCACGUUCUAGGGAUCUAAACUUAGAACGUGCUCGAGCGAGCUCGAGUUCAGUUUGAAUCAACCGUCCUGACAAGAGACUCAAGGAAGGUCCGGAAACACCACUGGAUCUGGAAGGAGGAAAAUUGAGCGUACGAGUUAAUUUCCACGGAAGCUGUAACACUGGGUGAAGGAAUACCAAUUACCAAUUUUCAAGUUACGAGAGGAAAAAAUCAUAGGGACAUCUUCAGUUAUGGCCUACAGUUGGGACAAUCGUGUCAGUUUCAUUGUCAAGUUUCUUUAUGACAUAGAUAACAAUGGAAUACUGGACCAGCACGAUUUCGAAUGCAUGGCUUUGAAGAUGACGCUGAUCGAAGGAAAGGGCGAAUUCCAUGGAAGUCGUUAUCAGGAAAAUCUGCACAUUAUGCUCUCUCUCUGGGAAGAGAUAACUGAGCUUGCCGAUUUCAAUAAGGUAGAAUUUGACGGUAUUGUAACUAUCGAGGAAUUCAAAAAGGCUGUGCAGAGAUGUUGCGUUGGACGGUCUUACAGGGAUUUCCCUCAAGCAAUGAAAAUGUUCAUUGACAGCCAUUUCAAGUUGGUAGAUCUAAACGACGACGGCGUUAUCGCAGCCGAGGAAUAUCGUUAUAAUUGUGUUACGAGGAUUCCCGUGGACAACAUAGACACCCUCGACGAGGCCUAUCAGAACCUGCUCAACGAUGAUGAUAGAAGACGUGGUGGCUUAACACUCUCCCGCUAUCAAGAACUCUACGCACAAUUCCUUGGAAAUCCAGACGAAACCUGCCCAGCAGUUCAUUUGUUUGGUCCAUUGCAUGAACUUUGUUAGUGUCAAGCAGCGUAAUAAAGAACACUCGAAGUGGACGUACAAAAGACAAUUGAAAAAAUUAAAGGAGAAAUAGAUAUUCAUCAAGGACAAAAAAUGUUCAAACGAUACAACUAAGCAGUGAAGAAUAAUAGAACAGCUUUAUUAUCAUUAAGAUAGAUUUAUUAUGAAAUGAAAAAGGUAACGAAGCUUUAACAUUGUUUAUCAAUAUCCGAAUAUUUCUUAUCCAUCGUUUUGAAUGUUAAUUGUUAAUGCAAAGGUUGAAAAAAUAAAAUAUAUACGAACGUUAUCAAAAAAUAA